AUGUCGUCUCUCGCGAUUCUAAUUGAACAAAUCAACCAAGCCGCAUCAAUAUGUUUUCUUACAAUAUCGAUUGUGAACUUUCUACUGGGUGCAUUUGGACUUCUUAUCAACAUUUAUGUUUUCACUCGGCCAACUCUCCGUCAAGAACCAUGUUCAAUGUAUUUUCUUAUUUCAUCAUGUUACAAUCUAUUCGUUGUCUUCGUUGUUAUGCCUGUUCGUGUCCUUUCCAAUGCGUAUGAUAUCUCGGCAUCAAAUUAUAAUCUCGGUAUUUGUAAGUUUGAAUAUUUUAUUUUUUAUGCAACACGUGCAACAUCAGUUUGGUUAAUCUUAUUAGCAUGUAUUGAUCGUUUUCUACACAGUUCGCCGCAAAGAUGUCUACGUCAGCUAAGUUCGAUGAAAACAGCCAAGUUAGCCAUUGCAACUUCAAGUCUUUUUGUUCCAAUUCUGUAUAGUCAUAUGAUUGCUUAUUAUGAAUUAUAUAAUGUAACAAAUGCCAAUGGAAAUGUCGUACCUUCAUGCCGUAGUCGAAAAGGUUUUUAUAGUACUUUUUUCGGAUUCUCACAUAUGGUAGUUUAUUCACUCUGUCCAUCAUUUUUUAUGCUUACUUUUGGCUUUUUGACAAUAAGAAAUACUCAGAAACGUAAUCAUUUGGUUCGACGAAUCACAGCUGAAAAUAUGCGAACUCGACGAACAAAUUCGCAAUUGUUACGCAUGCUUACAGCGCAAGUUUUAGUGAUCAUUAUUGCAACAUUACCGUUCUCAAUUUAUCAACUUUAUACAUCGUUUACGAGCAUUUUAGUCAAAGAUACACUUCGAAUUGCACAAGAAAACUUAUUUGCAAGAAUUACCGGUAUCAUGACAUAUUUUGCUCAUUCAAGUAGUUUCUACUUAUAUACACUAACCGGUACUAUUUUUCGGAAAGAAGCGAAAAAAAUCUUCCAACAUGUAAGUCGUAUCCAUACAGUUGACACUGAACAACAAGGUAUUCAUGUUUUGCAAUUCCGUCAUCAACAAAUGAUUCCUCAUCUCAGUCGCCGACAACGACAAUAA
Adineta ricciae is the source of this 1050-nucleotide messenger RNA. Lineage: Eukaryota; Metazoa; Rotifera; Eurotatoria; Adinetida; Adinetidae. The record is from the annotation of a GenBank genome assembly.